AUGAAUCCGCUGACACGCCGCGGCACGUUGCUAGUCACGUUUUCGUUCCCGUUCAUUUACAACAGAUGUUUUUUGUGCAAUAAUGCAACAACGGACUGGGCAUUUUUGGCUUGGUAUGCGCCGUUUGUGAUGAUUUCUCAUUUGGCUUUGUUGCCGGAACUUACAAGUGAUGACAGCCGUCGAACAACUAUGAAUUCUGUGAGGUACGGAUCGACUGUAGUUGCAAAUUUGGUUAAUUUUGCUGUGAUUUCGUUGCUGCUGCAUUUCGAUGAUGCUGGAAGUGCGAUUGGUCCGAAUGAUCUUACGCAUUUUACUGCAAGUUUCCUGUUUUUUCCCAAAAUUGUUGUUGCCUGA
This is a messenger RNA of Gongylonema pulchrum, 354 nucleotides long. The record is from the annotation of a GenBank genome assembly. NCBI's taxonomy places the organism in Eukaryota, Metazoa, Nematoda, Chromadorea, Rhabditida, Gongylonematidae.